AAACACGUCCCUGACAAUGUACACAAAAUCUUUCAUCAGUCUUCACCGUACCCUACCCUGCAUAACGAAGCAUCUAACCAUAGAAACAUAGGCUGUUAUAGUCCCUAACCCUAUAGCUGUAACUUACACAGAAAUUUUAACACAUGACAAUAAUUAACUCAACACAUAAUUUACAAACAAUCCAUCUCCCAACCUUAUUUAAUGCACUUCACACAUUUCAAACAUACACUCGUUUAUUUACAUGUAACAUCAGUUAUAUCAUAGGCAUACCAUACCUACAUAUCUUCUAUUAUAUAUCAAUGUUACAAAAUAGAGGAGGGGGGGGGGGACAUACCCACUCCCACACACUUUCAAGUCGGUAUAGGGUUUCCAGGCCAAUAGGAGUGUUGUUGCUUGGAUGAGCAAAUGCAGACUUCAGCAAAACAUAUAACGCUGCAGUGCAUAACAUGCACCCACUCCCCAACCCCACACAAGGGUUUCUCUUGUUAGAUGUCGACGAAGUGAAAUGAAUAGGUGAAGGUGGGGGAAGGCAGUUAUAAAGCACACGGGGACUAUAAAACCGAUGAAAGGAAACUGACAAAAGAAGUGGGCGUGGUCGUUCAACCAAAGUAGCAACAUUGCUACCUCCCCUCCUAUACCACGCUCUAUACUCGAGAGAGUUUUCAACAAGACUGUUCUGAAAAGAUCGCGACCUCAUCUUGGUAGGCCAGCUCUCCAAAAUACGCAACGCACGUGUUGACUGGAUAUACUUCCGGUGGGGAACCAUCGUCCUCAGCGUCAAGUCCUGGCGACAUGGAGGACUUUAAUGAAGACAUGAAAAAAAGUUCAUCAAGAUUUCAAGUGGCUCGUGUGGAUUCUAAAACUGAUCGUCGUGAUAGUGGCGACAAUUCAAUAUCAGGCAGUGGUGAUGCAGGCGAAAGUCGUAAGUACAGCGUGCCCGAUUCGCCAGGAGUUGCGUUUUCCAUCAGCACAGACUCCGUUACACAGUCGUAUGAAACGACGACCAGGAAUUAUAUGUUGAACACUAUCGAAGCUUUACCAUGUGUGGAUAAUUAUCGCAAUAUUUUUUCUGCAACUGGUCAAGGCAUGAAAUCACGACCAACACUUGCCGAACUUCACGAAGAAAUGGAAGAUGGAGAGAUCCGAGGAAAGCAUAAGGAACCUCUACUUGCAGCUGAAGAAAGGACAUCUGAAGAGGUGGUGGUUACCAUGCCAGACAAACCUCCAGCAUCUUCUAUCAAAUUUGGAUGGAUUAAAGGUGUACUUGUAAGAUGCCUGUUAAAUAUUUGGGGUGUAAUGCUGUUCAUUCGUCUGUCAUGGGUGACUGGAAAUGCAGGUGUAGGUCUGACAUCUGUUAUUGUUCUGCUUUCAACAUUGGUCACAACACUAACUGCUCUAUCCAUGUCAGCCAUCUGCACCAAUGGAGAAGUCAAAGGAGGAGGUGCCUACUACUUGAUAUCUCGAAGCUUAGGACCUGAGUUUGGUGGUGCCAUUGGUCUAGUCUUCUCUGUGGCCAAUGCUGUAGCUGUUGCCAUGUAUGUGGUGGGCUUUGCUGAAACUGUGCGCGAUCUCAUGAAGACUCACGGAGCACAAAUGGUGGAUGACACCAAUGAUAUCAGGAUUAUUGGUUCAGCAACUAUGUUCCUGUUGCUAGCCAUUGCCAUCAUUGGAAUGGAAUGGGAAGCAAGGACUCAGCUGGUAUUGCUGGUUAUCCUUCUGAUUGCUCUUGUCAAUUUUUUGAUUGGCACAUUCAUACCACCAACCCCUAAAACUUUUUCAAGAGGUUUCACGGGAUACAAAGGAGAGACAUUUGCUGAAAAUUUUUUCCCCAAAUUUCAACAGGGAGAAGACUUCUUUUCAGUGUUUGCCAUAUUCUUCCCAGCAGCUACUGGCAUCUUGGCUGGAGCUAAUAUCUCUGGUGACUUAAAGGAUGCUCAAUAUGCAAUACCAAAGGGUACUCUCCUGGCCAUUCUCAUUACCUCAUCUGUCUAUGUGGCUGUUGCCUGGCUUGCAGGAGCAACUAUACUUCGAGAGGCAAAUGGCCUUAUACCAGGGGUGGUUUCAGCUGCUUCCAAUAUAUCAGGACUGCCCUCUGUGUUUGAUGCUGUGACAAAUACUUCUACUGCAGCAACAUCCACAUUUGCAGUGGAUCCAUCAACAACAGCAGCAUCAAAUGUCUUAACAGCUGAAUCGGUUGGAAAUUGUUCCCUUGUAAAGGAUGGCUGUACUUAUGGUCUUUUGCAUGACUUUCAGGUGAUGGAGAUGAUCUCAGGAUUUGGGCCUCUAAUCACUGCAGGCAUAUUUUCUGCUACCCUUUCUUCAGCUUUGGCCAGUCUUGUCUCAGCUCCCAAAGUCUUCCAGGCGGUGUGUAAGGAUCGCAUCUUCCCAUACAUUCAUGUAUUUGCCAAGGGUUAUGGUCCAAGUGAUAAUCCUCGCAGAGCUUACCUCCUUGCCUUUGCUAUUGGAAUGGGUUUUACCCUGAUUGGGGACUUAAAUGCCAUUGCUCCUGUGAUAUCUAAUUUCUUCUUGAUGUCCUAUGCACUGAUCAACUACUCCUGUUUUGAUGCAUCUCUGGCCAAUUCACCAGGGUGGAGACCAGCAUUUGGAUACUACAACAUGUGGCUCAGCUUACUUGGGGCCUUAGUUUGCUUGGCUGUCAUGUUCAUUAUCAACUGGUGGACUGCACUUAUAACUUUCAGUGUCAUCAGUGCCCUCUUUGUUUAUGUUCACUACAGCAAGCCAAAUGUCAACUGGGGAUCUUCAACACAAGCUCAUGUGUACCGCAAUGCACUUCAGUUUACAUUAAAACUUCUUCACACAGAGGAUCAUAUAAAAAAUUUCAGACCACAGGUGUUGGUUCUGUCUGGAUCUCCUGAUAAUCGUCCUGCUCUGGUGGACUUUGUAAACCACAUCACCAAGAAAGUUGGCCUUAUGAUCUGUGGAAAUGUCAUCACUGGCCAACAAAGUGAUAACUUGAGACAGCUCAACUCCAAUGCACCAUAUGACUACUUCACAAAACACCAUAUUAAGGCCUUCUAUUCUGCCACUAGUGCUGAUACAUUCCAGCAUGGCGUUCAAAGCUUGCUACAGAAUGUUGGUCUUGGCAAGAUGCGUCCAAAUACACUCGUCAUGGGUUUUAAAAGCAAUUGGACUGAAGAUGAGCCAGAAAGAGUGCUUGAAUACUUCAAUAUCAUUCAUGAUGCUUUUGACAUGAAUUGUGGUGUGGGUAUUCUUCGACUUAAAGAAGGAUUUGGCAUGGGUCUGGAUGGAGAUGGUACUGUCCAGAAUGGCAACUCUGAUGAUGAGGCCAGUGAUGAUGAACAUGCCAGUGAACAUAAUGGUAGCCCUGUUAGUGCCGAGUCAGCAAAGAUGUCUGUUGAGCUUAACAAGCAAAAAAAGCAUAUGAAGGUUGAGGUAGAGAAAUCUAGCAAUGGUCCUCAGAAGAUCAACACAGAGGUUAUAAAAUCCAUGAAUAAAUUCCGGAACAGGAAAGAGAAAGGAACAAUUGAUGUCUGGUGGCUUUUUGAUGAUGGAGGUCUUACUCUACUGAUACCUUACCUCUUGACAAACAAAGCACACUGGCGUGGUUGCCGCAUGCGCAUUUUCACCCCAGGCACCAGGAAAGGAGAACUGGAUAGAGAACAGAGACAGCUUGCCACCUUACUAACCAAAUUCCGUAUUGAGGUUAAAGACAUGCAGGUUUUGCCAGAAGUAAACAAGCCACCGAAAGAGGAAAGUGUGCACAUCUUUAACUCCUAUCUGGCUCCAUGGUUGCUAGAUGAGCAAAAAGGGGAAACACAAGAAGAGUUUCCUUGGAAGACAACAGAAGAGGAGAUGGAGAUCUUACAUGAAAAGACAACCAGGCAUAUCAGGUUAAAGGAACUGCUGAUAGAAAAGUCAAGUGAAGCAUCUCUAAUUGUCAUGACACUGCCAAUGCCUCGCAAGGGAACCUGCUCAGCGGGUUUGUAUAUGACAUGGAUUGACUUUCUCACAAGAGAUCUGCCUCCUAUUUUACUGCUUCGUGGCAACCAGACCAGUGUCUUGACCUUCUAUUCUUAGAUGCCACAAAUUUCAUUUGGGUCAGAAUAUUUUUCUCUUCAAUUGUUCUUGUUUCAGGUUUGCCAAAAGUUAUUUGAAUUGUUUAGCUAUCGUGUCAGAAUUGGCCUGGUAACCAACCAGUUCACUUAAAUGUAUGACAAAAAAAGUGUUACAAGAAUAAACUUGCUACUCUAAAUCUCACUUCUUAGCUAUUGUGGUCCACAUUUUAGCACCCACUUUAGCCAAUUUUCCACUGCCAAAAGUAUGUUUUAAAAGAAGUAACGGGAAUAAUUUAUGACUUACAUUUUGCAUUUGGUGUUUUUGAUACAUUUUACUGAAGUGAACAACAGUAUUGAACUUUUUAGGCUUCACAACUACACCUUGAAUAGUCCAAUAAAAAGAAAAUUUAAAAAACUGAAAAUAGGUUACUCAUUAGUUUUAUUCAGGUGCUGCAUUUAAAGUUCUUGAAAAGUUGCAGUUUUAAAUGGGUCAUUGCCAUUGAGAUGGGUGCUGGGAAAACUAGCUAAAGCAGGGAUUUUAUCACCAUAUCAUUCAUCAGAAAGGACCAUAAUGUUUGUAUUUAUUUAGCUUUUUAUAGGAACAAAAAAAAUAUUUCUGUACAGUUUUAUGACUCUACUUAAGGUGAAAUGUUCAUUAUUUAUAGGGCAUAACAUUCCAUUGUGAACAUAUAUUAAGCAUACAACAUCUUCCUUCUGUUGUUUCAUUCAUUGUUUCCAUGUUGCUGUGAAUGUAAUGGUUUUGCUGAGGCAUUUAUCAGCCUUGGCUUGCAUCCAGUAUCACAGCCUCUCCAAACAGUGAUCACAUAGUGUCAGCAUUUAAUAUCACAACCUUUCCAAACAGUAAUCACAUAGUGUCAGAAUCCAGAUAAGUCCGCAAAUGCACAAAACUGUAGACAGUUAUUUUUCAAGAUCAUAUCUUGAAUGCCAGCACACUCCUUUGACCUCAAUUUCAACCUCUAUGAUAAAUUAAAAGAUCUCCCAAAUUCUUUUUCCUUUCAUAAAGUAUUCUUAAUCAUGCAGGUCUAAAACAAAACAAAAUUCUCAUUAUCAUCAGUUCCUGAAAGUUAAAACUAUUAACAUUAUAAUAUUUUGCCUUGCCUCUAGUUUUAUGCUCUAUAGCAAUGAGAACCUUUUUCAUUUUUACUCGGAAGUGUCAGACCAAAACCAAAAUACUAAUGCUAUUCAUUGGUUUUGCUUUUCCUCUUGUAUUAGUGGCCCCAAGAGCAAAGUGAGCAAGAAAUGUCUAUCAGAAGUUAAAAUGCCCUGGAUUAUAUGAAGGGGGUGAAAACAAACCAAGCAUCCAACUAAAAACCAUUUUGAAAUGUAUUAGUUCAUAUAGGAACAGGCUCUCCUGCAAUAUAAAAUAUCCUUAUUACUGAUUUUCUUGAGUUAUUAACUCAAUAUUUAACUUAGUUAAUAUUCAGUAUUUAACAACAGUAAUUAAGAUGUUCUACUAAUCUUUACUCACCGACAUGAUGAUGUUAUUCAAAAAAGCAUGUUCAUUUCCUCAUGGCUCAUAAAAUAAAAAGCAGUAAGUUCUUUGUAAUAAUUUUUUUCAGGCUAGUAUACACUGUACCUGGAAAAUGCUGAUGACUACUUUCCCUUAAUGUGUAGUCCUGAUUUUCAUUGUGUAAUUGUUACUAUUCAAACACAUGUCCACACCAUAUACUGGAUACAAAAUUAAUAUAGGGUUGUGAUGUAUUUUCAUGAUUAAAUGUUUGUAGUUUGGUUAUGACUAUGUACUCCUCUUACAUAUUUGAUGAAUAGAACAAAAGAAUUUGCCUUUUCUACCUAGUGCUUUCAUGUUUGCCAGAGCCACGUAGGAGCCCGAACCUACAGGGCAGAUAUUGUGUCAAUUACAGAUAAUGCUACGUACAAAGCCAAAAUCUGUUGAUGCCUAGUCUCAAAUGCAAAUUCAGUACUUUGUCUCAUAGGCAGAGGUGUUUAUGUUCUUACUUUCUCUUCAAGGAUUGUUUCGUCCUAGUCAUUUAUGCAGGUAAAUCAACUUUUGUCUUUUCCACUAAAAGACAGAUAUUAUGUCUUUAAAACUACUUUUGCUAUCAUUGGAACCCCUCCCCUUCUCCUUUCACUAAAGUCCUGUAUCACAUUCUUUUCUAGCUAUGCAAAUAUUGUAAUUAAAAAUACAGAUUCUGUUUAUGCCAUGAAUGACAUUGUUUAUCUUUAUGAUUUUGAGAUUGCUGGAACAAAAGUGUCACAUAUUGAGAGUGAGGCAGGGUUGUCAAAGAUAACAUGGAAAUGGCCAUUGUUACAGUUUUGCCUCUCAGUACAUUUAAAGGCAAUGAGAUGGAUCCAAAUGUUUAUACAUUUUCAAAAGGAGAAAAAAUAGUCAAAAAUUGUUGUUCCUAUCCAGACUUGUAAGGUGGUGUAAGACAUUCAAAAAUUCUCAUCUCAUCAUUGCUUUUAAGAUGUGCAUUUACAUGUUUAAAAAACUGUUCUGAGGCAAGAAGAUAUACAAGCAAAAGAUAAACCCAAAUUCUCUUACUACCAAGUAUGUAAGUUAUACAUUGUGAUGAUACAACAGCAUUUUCACUGAAUGUCACUUUGUUUUUCUUUUCUGAAAACUGUUGUUUCAUGAUAAAGCAGUGUUGAAACCUGUGAUUGUCUUUUUCAGCUGAGCAUCCUUUAUUGUUGUCAUGAGAAUUUUGCUUUGUGAGUGAAAUAUCUGUUUUAGCCAGAGUGUUUAAUACUUUAUAUAGUUCUCUCAAAAAAGACUUUCAUUCUUUUGUAUAGAGGCUGUGGUUACAAUCCUAACAUACCACUAAAGUCUACUGACUAAUUCAACCCACAACCCUACCUCAUGAGCACAUUACUCCUUUUAAAUAUUUAGGUAGAGCUGCAUAGAGUUUUCUACCAUGCAGCUGUGGUCCAGAAUCCAGACAUUGCAAAUAUACUAGGUGCUACAAAAAUCAUUUAUUGCAUUUCAUUCCAGGGCUCUGAUGCCUUUAGGCACCUUUCUAACCAGUUUCUCUUGUUCCAUUUGCAGAAACACUGAGUACACUCUGAACCCUAUGAGUAGCCUUUAUAACAUCUAUUUAGACUUUCACUAACCUUUGCUGUCCUUUCAUUUUGUAUGAUAGUACCAUCAGGGAAACUCAUUUUUCCUGAAAUGUACAACAUGAAGCUGACAAGUAGAAAGAAAUUACUUCUGUUGUGUCUCAUACAGCAAAUUAAGCAGGAGAUCUUUGUUGCUGCCUAUAAUCAUUUAAGAGCUGGGUGGAGAUAUUUUGUGACUGAAGCCAUCAGAACUAUCAUUCUUCCUUGGUUUACGUUUUUUUUUUUUAUGUAUGUGCUGGGUAUUACUCUUCAUGGUUUUUAGGACAUCCAGAUAGAGACACUUACAUUUUUGUGUUUCUCUCUGCUACCUUUAUAAAUCUUGAAUUUCACCAUCCUUUGUGAUCCACAACAGCUGUAGGGAAUUUAGCUUUCAGGGCAAUCUUGUCAUCUAACUUUUGAAGCAUAGUUAGGCAGUUUUACAGAAGUGUUUGAAAGAACUUACUGCAUGCAAGUUUAUCUGUCUCCUUAGAUCCAGCUAAAGGUGGAUUCUGUAUUAUGCAUUGUACAUUUCUUUAACAAAGUGUCUUGCUGUUUGAUGACUAGGAUGUUUGGGCAUUAUAAAGGCUUGAUAUUUCUGACCUGAUUUGUGUAUGAUGCUGGUGUAAUUGUUAUGCAGAAGAGUGGAUUGCGCACAAAGAGGUACUGAGAAACCUGUACACUGAAUAUUUGUUGGGGUUUUUUUUAAAACUUUAGUCCAAGGUUGUUGAUUAAGGAUAAUUGAAAAAUGUUAUAAAAAUGGGAGAACAAUUCCAAUGCAUUAAGUUUUGUGCCUUUGGUGUUAUCCAUGGGCAGUAACCAUUGUGACGGCAUGAGAUUUAAAAAAACACUUCAACACCUGAAGUGUUUAAAAAAAACUUUUUCAGUACAGCGACAUUUAAACAAACUUUAUUUGAGUCUAGACUUUCUCACAUAAUGAUUUAUGUUCAUUUUGAGUCAUGAAAUUUUAUAAAAAUUAUUUUCACACUGUAAACAAAUGGAAUAUUUAAAAAUCAAUAUUAAGAAAGUAUUUUAAAUAGUACUUCAUGUUAUCAUUAUAGUUAAUGUUGAAACUGGUGCUAAAACCAUCAACUGAAUAGUCAUCUGCAACAUCAGUCAUGGUGGCAAAGAGACUAAUUUUUUUAAAUAAAAGAAACGUGACAGAGCAUUUAAAAUAAAUGUUAAUGGAAACAAUUCAUUGAAAAUUAAUGCCAGAAGGGUGCUUUGGUUUUUUUCUGUUAUUCUGUUCAUUUUCUUGCGAUAGCUGCAUUCAGCAGGAAUGGACAUGAAACCAUGGAACACUGUGAAAAAGUUAAUUGUGAUUCCGUAAAACAUAAGAGCGGCAAUUUUUAGUUAGGUUAGGUCAGUAGAUAAAGAGGAACAUGUCUGGAUCCCACCAAGUUUUUGGAAAAACAAAACUUAAGUUUGUGACAAUAGUGAGGUCAUCAAACCUGAAACAGUAGUUUAAGUUGUAAAUUUUAUAUUCAAAAUUGUGCAUUUUAGUACAGAGAUUGUACAUGCAUUUUAGUGGCUUGACUUUCAUUUAAUGUUGGUAAAUGCAAAUAGUUGAUUGAUAUUGAUAUAGACCUACUAAGAAGAAAAGUAAACCUUUUUCCAGUAAGCAGAGUUUACUGUCAGUUGCUAUGGAAGCAAGCAUUUAUGGUGAAAAUUGUGCCGUGGUACAAGCAGGCAUGUGUGAUAAACAUCAGCAGAUUUUAAAAUCUUUUUGCAUUGUACGAUCUGUAAUCUGCUAAGAUCUUGGUAUCUGUUUAGGUUAACAGUCAGGUCACCAUUCACUUGUUCUGCUAAAAUCGCUAAGGGUGCUAAUAGUAUAUUUGGAUUUUAUCAGACCACUAAAGGCUCCAUUUGCAACAGUUCAUGCCAGACAAUAAGUAUUGCUUUCAUUUGCUUAUGUUCACAAAAUUGUUCUGCAUCUUUUAAGGGUAUUCAAAAAUAUUCUUGCACAUUGUUUUAGUUUUUAUUUCUUUAUUAUAUUGCAUGUAAGCAGUUUUUUUUUAUGUAACUGUUUUGGAAGAAAAUUAGCUUAUUGAUAAUUCUGUUCCAGUUGUAAUGGAAUCUUUUGAAGCAAUUUUUCUUAAUUGAGUGUAUGAUAAAAGAUUAAUGCAGAAUUGUAUUGGUUUAGGCCACAAGAAUGUCCAUCUUGCAAUGUCCAGAUUUUUGAAGUGUGGAAGUGCAUGAAAGAUUAACAAUACCUCUCACAUUUUCAUCCAUUUCAUGUUUUGACUUUUUGAAGUAAGUUAGUGCUGGGUUAGAAUUUUGAGUGAUCUGGUUAAAUAGCAGCUUUAGUCAAACAGCACAUUUGAAGAAAGCAAAAUUAAGUCCAUCUUCAGUUAAAUCAGUAUUCUGGUUUCAGAUUAGCAACAAACAUAAUUUCACUUUAAAACUAAUAAACAUUUUUAAUAGCCUGAGCAACUGGGAAGAUUGAAGACUGCAUUUUUGUUAGCUCACAGAUGAUCAAACAUUGUAGCUUUUCUCUCCUUUUUAAAAAAAAAAUUAAGAUAGCCAAAAAAGAGAUUAAAGUGCUUUGGGGAUCAUUUUAAUGGCCUGGAGCUAUUUGUUUCUCGGUUAUUUAAUUCGGUUUGUAAAUGUGGAAAUGACAGUUACUACCAGCUUGUGUUUUUUCCCAUGAGACGAAGCUAUGGCAUUACUUAUUGAAAAGUGUUCAGUUUUUGCUUGCUAUACAGUGUUUUUUUUUUUUUUUUGUUUGUAUGUUUUGGUUCUUGUUGACACAUGGAAGAAGAUCUGAAUUUAAUGUGUGUCUGCAAAGUAUGAAUGUGCCAAAUCCAAAAUUAUAUGAAGCAUAUUACCAAUGAACUGUAACUGUUGCACAUAGUUCUAUAGUUGCAUUUAGCAUGUCUUGACCUGUUGAGUGGGUAGAUUAUGUAAGUUUUUGUGCAUCAUUGUUCAUUGUCAUGAUUAUACAAAAUCUGAAGAUCUAAAAUGCAUUAUUCUGCUAUUUGUGAAAGAUGAGUCAAAUGUGACCAACAGUUUUGUGUCUUUGCAAAUCAGCUGUGGCUUUUGAUUUGUAAUAAACUAUGUAGUUUAGAUACACACAUAUAUAUAGAGAGAGCAAUUUUCACCAAAUAAAUAUGCAGAGUAAAUGCCUAUAAUUGAAUAAACUUGUGUCCAGUGCUAAAUUUAAAAUAAAAUUGUCUGUUUCAUUCUCCACGUCCUAUAUCAUUAAUUUGAUCAAAGAAGUUUGUUGUAAAGGCAGAAAAAGCAUUCCAGAGCAAAGAGCUGUAUAUUAAUAAAGGAAUGACCUGUGUGGGAUGGAUUCUUUAUCUUAAUUUUACAUUUGAUUCCCACAUUUCCAUUACUUUUAUAGAUUCCCCUUUGUGAACCUAUUACAAAGAGUGCCUGAAUAUGCAAAUGUGGGAUGUAAAGGAUGUGAUGUGAAUAAGCCUUCAGUUUGACACAAAGACUAUGUGACACAAGUGCAUAGCAUGUUAUAAUACAUAGUGUACAUACAAAUUGUUUCAUUAUUUUGGAGACUGGUGAUGUAAUGCAAUGUGAAAAGUUUCAUAUCACUGUCAUAUUGUAAAUAUUUAGUCUUAUUUUUUCUCUUUGAAACAUGCAUUUACCUUGAACAUGACAGUUAGCUUGUUAAAUCUUGAGCUUGUGUUAAUGUAAUAUGUAUUGGAUGUUUAUUUCUUUUUUUUAAUUGGUAAUUUUGUUUCACUCAGGUGAAUGUAAAUAUGCAAUUGUUGAUAUUUUUGAAGUUCAUGUAGUUGCACUAUAGACCGGGAUUUUCAGUGUUGUGCUAACUGGCAGAAAUUAACCUAGUUGCCAUGGUUUGUCAUUGGAUUGAAAGGGCAGAGCAGAUGAAACUUAUAGGUUAGGUUUGGAUUAUUCUUGUCUUUACUGCACUUUGCCUAUCACUAACUUAGUCACCUCAAAAAGCAGCAGCAACAAAAUAAGAUACCCAGUAAAUCUGUGAUUUCAUGUCUAUCUUACCUCAAUUGGCAUCAAAAGGACAACACUUACUUAAGAGAAAUGCUUUUAAACUGAGCGAUAAAGUGCAGUGGCCAGUAAUGUAGGUUCUGCUAUUAAAUUUACUUUUUUUUUUUUUUUAGUUAGUUCAGCAACAGACCUUAGCAUUUGGUGUUUCUUUAAAUAAAGAAAUGUUGAUUCCAUGUGUUAAUAUGGAAGAAAGCAUGGGGUAUGAUGGAUUAUUUCACCUGCAGUAUCCUUGUCGAUAUGUACUGUUGGCAUAUCUCCUGUAGGAUGUUGCUUUCUUGGAGUUCAGGUAAGGCUUUGUAGUUUUGUUAACUAUGCCAAGUACUUCAAACAGCACUCAUUGUAAUAUGUUUAAGGUUCAUAUUGAAUUUUGUUGUUUCAGUUUCUUUUGCACUUGUGCUUUUCUGUUGUGUCAGAAAUACAAUAAAGCAAGCAUUUGUUUUUCAUUCUCAUAGCAAUGUGUAAUAUGUAUUUAGAUUAAAUUAAUCUUUUUUAUGUCAUAGAUGUUAGAUGAUUUGUUAGAGAUUUAGCGUGAAAGUUGCAAGCUGCAAUGUGUGAAAGGCUAGUUUUGGCUAUAAAGUUGUUCUUGGCCUCUUGGCUUACCUUAUUAGAAAGGGCAAAAAGAAGUAUGAUUGUUAAGAAUUUAAACAGGUGCCUAUCAAUUUUUGGCCUGACCAAACUAGACGCGUACUGUUAAAAUGUAUCGUUACAUAUCGGUACGUUGACAUAUAUUUGUGAAACUUAAA
This is a messenger RNA of Pomacea canaliculata, 11833 nucleotides long. Its product is annotated as solute carrier family 12 member 2-like. Lineage: Eukaryota; Metazoa; Mollusca; Gastropoda; Architaenioglossa; Ampullariidae. Bases 793 to 4059 code for a protein of 1088 amino acids. Gene Ontology annotation, cellular component: membrane. Gene Ontology annotation, molecular function: sodium:potassium:chloride symporter activity. The record is from RefSeq and is a predicted model, not a curated record. Gene Ontology annotation, biological process: sodium ion transmembrane transport; potassium ion import across plasma membrane; potassium ion homeostasis. The transcript is spliced from 24 exons.